AUGGAGGCAGUGUUGAGGUCUCACUGUGAUGAACAGCACCCUCAUCAGGCUGAAGACUUCCAUGGAAAGCAGGAGCAGAACGGCAAGCUCUCAGGUAUCAAAAAAGAUAUUGAAAAGCUUUACGAAGCAGUGCCACAGCUUGCAAAUGUGUUCAAAAUCAAGGAGAAAAUUGGAGAAGGUACUUUUAGUUCUGUUUACUUGGCCACAGCACAACUACAAACAGGACAUGAGGAAAAAAUGGCUCUGAAACAUUUGAUUCCAACCAGCCACCCUCUGCGAAUUGCUGCUGAACUUCAGUGCCUCACAGUAGCAGGGGGACAAGAUAACGUUAUGGGAGUUAAAUACUGCUUUAGGAAGAAUGAUCAUGUGGUUAUAGUUAUGCCAUACCUGGAACAUGAAUCCUUCCUGGACAUUUUGCAUUCUCUUUCCUUUGAAGAAGUGAGGGAAUACAUGUUCAAUCUGUUCAAAGCGCUGAGGCGCAUUCACCACUUCGGGAUUGUUCACCGUGACGUCAAGCCCAGUAACUUCCUCUACAACAGGCAGCUGAAGCAGUAUGCCUUGGUAGAUUUUGGCUUGGCACAAGGAACCCCUGAUACAAAAAUCGAACUUCUCAAAACUGCCCAUUCUGAAGACCAGCAGGGAGGUUGCUCACAGAAUAAUCCCAGCAUAGCCUUGGGAAAUGGGGUUUUUGUCAGUGUCACAGCACCUGCACAGAUAGCUCAACAGUCAGCCUCAAAAGCAGCUGAUAAAAGGUCCAGCUCACUAUCAAAAAUGCAGAUUAAACAAGGAAGAGGAGGAAAGGAGGAUUCUGUGCACCAUUCCGUCCAGCGCUCUGUCUUUGGAGAGAGGAAUUUCAAUGUCUAUAGUUCCACAUUCCAAGAGAACUCGAGUACAAAACUCAUAAAACAAUCCAAGAUGAUAGAUGUUUCAUCUAGGAAGUUAGUAACAAAGAAGAAGAUUAUUUCUACCAAAGCAGUGAGCAAUGGGGCAGCCAGGAAAGCUGCCAGUGCCUGUCCCUCAAACCUGGCCUGUGACUGUUACGCAACGGACAGAGUUUGCAGUGUUUGCCUUUCAAGGUGUCAGCAAGUUGCUCCCAGAGCAGGAACACCUGGAUUCAGAGCACCAGAAGUACUGACAAAGUGCCCCACUCAGACCACAGCAAUCGACAUGUGGUCUGCAGGAAUCGUGUUCCUUUCUCUGCUCAGUGGACGGUAUCCAUUUUACAAAGCAAGUGAUGAUUUAACUGCUUUGGCACAAAUCAUGACAGUUCGUGGAUCCAGAGAAACCAUUCAAGCUGCUAAAACUUUUGGUAAAUCAGUUCUGUGUACUCAGGUUGUCCCAGCACAGAACUUGAGAACCCUCUGCGAGAAGCUGAGAGGAACACACAGCAGCUGUACGAGAUCCCAGGGUGAAGUGCCCAGCAAGGCUGGAAGUGACUCAGCUUUGCCAGACAAACUGUGUGCUCCUGAGCCACUUGGAAAGCAAAUUCAGCACUCAAAGAGCUUUCAGGAAGGUGAUGGUGCUUUGGAAACGAAGGCAACAGACAUGAAAGGAUGGGAUCAGGUUCCCGAUGAAGCAUAUGACCUACUUGACAAGCUGCUAGACUUAAACCCUGCGACAAGAAUAACUGCAAAAGAGGCUUUGCUGCAUCCUUUUUUUAAAGACGUGAAACUCUGA
Molecule: messenger RNA, 1677 nt
Organism: Nestor notabilis (Kea)
Lineage: Eukaryota; Metazoa; Chordata; Aves; Psittaciformes; Psittacidae
Gene: CDC7
Product: cell division cycle 7
Exons: 11
Coding region: 1-1677 (558 amino acids)
Biological process (GO): mitotic DNA damage checkpoint signaling; protein phosphorylation
Cellular component (GO): nucleus
Molecular function (GO): ATP binding; protein serine/threonine kinase activity
Source: RefSeq, a predicted model, not a curated record